This is a messenger RNA of Triticum turgidum subsp. durum (durum wheat), 1077 nucleotides long. NCBI's taxonomy places the organism in Eukaryota, Viridiplantae, Streptophyta, Magnoliopsida, Poales, Poaceae. The record is from the annotation of a GenBank genome assembly.
AUGAGCCGGCGGUUUCUGUACAUGGCGGUCGAGAACUUGUGCGCUUCUCCCGUCUCACACACGCUCCACCGCAUCAACCCCUCGCGCCUGUUCUACCCCAAGGAGGCGAAUACGAGGGCUAAGACGGAGGUGGCUGCGGCCGAUGCAGUGAAGGCUCGCCUGCCUCCCCCCUCCAUGACCUUCUCCUCUCCCGACGUGGACAACGUGGUGGAGACGGACUUCGCGCUCAUCGGCCGGAGCAAGGACAAGAUCGUCGCCCUGCACCGCGCCCAUUUCGAUGACACAAAAUAUUACCGGGUCACGACUCAGGGCAGCGCCGUACUCUACGACGAUGCGCCGCACUCCUUCCGCGCGCUGCCCGACAUCACAGCCACAUUGCCCCACGGCGAGGUCGCGCCUGUCGCGGUCGGCGACGACCUGUACUUCAUACACUCCACACGGUUUGCGCCGAACGACAAGGACAGGUACGUCCAUGCGUUUAUUCGUGAUCCCGCCGGAGACGGUGGCUGGCAUUGGCAUUCCUUUCCGCCGCCUCCCGUCGAGGGAGGCGCCGCGGGAGCCUACGCGGUGGUGGACAGGUCGCACAUCUGGGCGUCCACGCGUGGUCACGGGACCUACUCCAUGGACACGGCGACCGGCGUGUGGAGCAAGGCCAGCGACUCACCGCUGCCGUUCAUGGGACGCGCCGAGUACGCUCCGGAGCUCGGCCUCUGGUUCGGCUGGGACAGAGGACUCCUCUGCGCGUGGGACCUGAAAUCUGCCGGCGCCGGCGCAGCGCCGAUGGAGUUGUGGGAAGGCUUCACGUUGCCCAGGGGAAGUUAUGUGAGGUCGCAGUACCUCGUGCACCUGGGCGACGGUGGCCGGUUCUGCGUCGCCAAGCUCUUUGAGAUGAUAAAGCCGCCGCCGGCGUCGUGCUGUGCUCGCUGUUACUAUGACAAUUGCCCCCCUGAAAUUGGGUUCGCCGUGCUCACCGGCGUGGAGGUGGAGCGCUGUGACAGCGGGGAGCUCCGAAUGAUCAAGCACAGGUCGCGCAAAUAUAGCUUAGGUGAAACGAGGAUCUCCCAUGCUGUACUUUAG